Messenger RNA from Amaranthus tricolor (Joseph's coat), 1278 nucleotides. Its product is annotated as vesicle-associated protein 4-2-like. The record is from RefSeq and is a predicted model, not a curated record. Lineage: Eukaryota; Viridiplantae; Streptophyta; Magnoliopsida; Caryophyllales; Amaranthaceae. Gene Ontology annotation, biological process: endoplasmic reticulum membrane organization. The transcript is spliced from 7 exons. Gene Ontology annotation, cellular component: plasma membrane; endoplasmic reticulum membrane. The coding region runs from base 265 to 1032 and encodes 255 amino acids.
AAAAAGUCUUCCCCUUUCUCUUUACCUUCAUUUUCUCUCUCCUCUAAAAAGCCUAAAACAAAGGACAUUCUCACUUCACUCCCCUUUCAAUUUCAUACCCACUUCUAAAACCUAAAACCCAAUAGAAAUUCACUACUUUUCAAGCAUUUAUCACUCAUAAUAAUCAAAAUUACCCACCAAAAAAUAUAUACUCAUUUAAAGAUCAUCAUAUAUUCAUUAUCAUAAGAUUUGAGAUUAUAUGUUUUGAUUUGUGAUGGUCCAAAAAUGGAAAUAAUUGACGAAAGAUCUGAAGGAGGAGGCAAAAUUUGGAGUCUUUUUAAGCGCCCAUUUCGUCAACCUAUAUCUUCCAUUUCUUCUUCAACGCAUAGUAUUACUCACAACAACGGUGAACCCACUGUAUCUAAUUCUACUACACCUUCCGUUUCUUCAGUUGCUAGAUCUUUACUCCCUACACGACGUCGUCUUCGUCUUGAUCCUUCCAACAAGCUCUACUUCCCCUAUGAACCCGGUAAGCAGGUUAGGAGUGCCAUAAAGAUCAAGAAUACAAGCAAGUCUCACGUAGCAUUCAAGUUUCAAACAACUGCACCGAAAAGCUGUUUCAUGCGUCCUCCUGGAGCUGUUCUUGCUCCUGGCGAGAGCCUCAUAGCAACUGUUUUUAAGUUUGUGGAGCACCCUGAGAACAAUGAAAAACCUUUACUUGAGCAGAAGAGCAAGGUGAAGUUCAAAAUCAUGAGCCUAAAGGUGAAAGGACCAAUGGACUAUGUUCCUGAAAUGUUUGAUGAGCAGAAAGAUCAAGUGGGCAUUGAACAGAUACUGCGUGUUGUUUUCCUAGAUGUAGAGCGACCUAGUGCUGCUUUUGAAAAAUUGAAGCAUCAAUUAGCAGAGGCUGAAGCCGAGCUUGAAGCACGCAAAAAGCCGUCAGAAGACAAUGGACCAAAUAUAAUUGGUGAAGGACUUGUAAUAGAUGAAUGGAAGGAGAGGAGAGAGAGAUACCUUGCUAGACAGCAGGUAGAAGGGGUGGACUCUGCAUAAAAAGGCAACGCGAGAGCUCGUUAUUCACCUUUCCCGGGUGUUUUAACCGAGUAAAUGUUUCCGAUUCCUAGAACUUCACGUAGGCGCAUUUGUUCCCACCAUUUAGGAAGAUUACUGAUAUCGGGAGGGGUGAUGACGCUUCCAUUCGCCAAAGAGUUGAGUUGUGAUUUAAAUGUAGAUAAAUAUGUCUUUUUUGAAGGAGAAAUGAAAAUUGAGAAAAGGGGGGGGGGGGGGGGGGGGGGUGGU